AUGACAAACAAUGAGAUACAAGGAGUCAGGAGUGACCAAAAUGAUCCUAGAGUGGCAACCGUCCUAGCCGUGCAUUUGGUUAGACAAGUACUUGAUGAAGCCUACAUAAUUGCGAAUGCAGCUCAUGAUUCUGGUCAACCAUGGCAGUAUGUCUCUGGUUUGAGAAAAAUGCGCAGAUGCAAUUUGAACGAAACAUACGAGGCAGAUUCCACCGCUCUGCCAUUGUUAACGUUUAACAAAAAGUAUUAUGAGGCGAAACUAUUUCAAACAACGAGUAAAGUUGCAACUUCUACCCCACAAAAAGUUUCAGGUCAUUCUACGAGCUUGAACGAACAUACUCUUAUUGGACAGGGGGAUGAAGAAUAUAAUAUGGACACUGAUGAAUCAAAAUCAACAUCAUUGUUCAUAACUAAUCUCUUUGAUAUGAGUGACGUCGAACGUGAUCUGAACAUAACCGAACCAGACUUAAUACAAGAAAAAGUGGAACCUAAUAAUCUUGUAAUGAUUGCAAUGAAAAAGAUCAUGGACUCCUUUGUGGAUUCUGCAAUGGAUACUGUUUUGGAUAAAGAGAUAAAGAAAGAGUCAUCCCCUGAUAUGACUAUAACAUCGAGUUAUUCUUUUUUGGAAGACGCUGAAAUAGACGACGUCAGUGAGAUAGAGAAUACAUUGGAUUUUAAAACUGAAGAAACGCAAAUCGCAACUUCUUCUAAGCAGGUACCAGAUCAAAGUGAAACACCAAAUAAACAAGACUUCGUGCGUUAUGAGAAAGCUUUCUUAACUUUAAAUCUGUCUAAAAUACUACUAGGUGACGAACAGUAUUCAGAAGAUGAUGAUGAACCGGUACUGCAAGACCCAAAAGGCCUUUCCUUACAAGAAAUCGAGCUAAUGACAAGAGGUUCAUCGGGUGAUAUUAUGCCAGAUGCUAAAGUAAUGAAAAAUAAAGAGUUCGCCGCCAUAUCUGGAGUAUCUAGUGCAGGUCUGGUUUCCAAAAAGAGCAGUAUCGUCCGAUGUUGUAGAACCCAAGGUGCAAGGCUCCUAGCUUGCUUGAGGGGCUGGUGGUGGAGGCGUAAGCUACCUGGGAAACGUAGGGAAGCGCGGAUGCAUGGUUCGAAACGAGUAGUCUGUCCCCUGUCACCAGAUACACGGCGCAGGGCAGCCAGCCUUUUGGACCAGCGACGGCUGAGGAGUCCAUCUCCAUCUCAAUCAGUCAUAUGGAAGUUUAAUACCAUUAAUGAAGCUUUAGUCCAUUCAGCUCACUGGAAGGAAUUCUCUUCCAAUAUGGAUUGCAACUAA
Leptosia nina is the source of this 1293-nucleotide messenger RNA. NCBI's taxonomy places the organism in Eukaryota, Metazoa, Arthropoda, Insecta, Lepidoptera, Pieridae. The record is from the annotation of a GenBank genome assembly.